Sphaeramia orbicularis (orbiculate cardinalfish) is the source of this 536-nucleotide messenger RNA. RefSeq names its product NADH:ubiquinone oxidoreductase subunit B2 (gene ndufb2). The record is from RefSeq and is a predicted model, not a curated record. The transcript is spliced from 4 exons. Lineage: Eukaryota; Metazoa; Chordata; Actinopteri; Kurtiformes; Apogonidae. Gene Ontology annotation, cellular component: mitochondrial inner membrane; respiratory chain complex I. The coding region runs from base 118 to 423 and encodes 101 amino acids. Gene Ontology annotation, biological process: mitochondrial respiratory chain complex I assembly.
CGUGGUUGUUUCGAGGUCUCUUGACGACAAGGGGAAAAGGUGACUUCUCGGGCAGACAGAUAUUGUGUUGUCGUCGUAUAUAUUCCAACAGAAGACAUUGUUUGACUAUAAGCAAACAUGUCUUCUUUUGGAAGGGCGUUAAGGGUCUUUCGGACGGGCACUCAGCUGCUUAGACGCGGUCCAACAAGGAUAACAACCAGAAAAGCUAGCGGCGGACCACAUAUUGAGCCACAGUACCGGCAGUACCCACAGAUAACCAAGAAGCAGGUGUUUCAGUCCGAGUUCAUCAGUGGUGCCAUGUGGUUUUGGAUCCUCUGGCAUUGCUGGCACGACCCCGACGCAGUCCUGGGUCACUUUCCAUGGCCAGAUGCCUCAGAGUGGACAGACGAAGAGUUGGGAAUUCCACCUGACGAUGAGGAGUGAUUAAGAUGUCUGGAUCAACCCUCAAGCUUCUUGUCAGUUGUUGUGGAAGUCAUAAUAUUCGAAAGUCAUCAUUGUACAUAGAGGAAUAAAACUAACUUUAUCUUAAAAUGUGU